Molecule: messenger RNA, 4924 nt
Organism: Condylostylus longicornis
Lineage: Eukaryota; Metazoa; Arthropoda; Insecta; Diptera; Dolichopodidae
Product: arrestin domain-containing protein F-like
Exons: 6
Coding region: 590-4636 (1348 amino acids)
Source: RefSeq, a predicted model, not a curated record
GCUCGAGAUCGAUUGACCAAAACGAAUAUUGUGUGUGUCAUGAUAAAUCGGUAUACAAGUGUAUACUACGGCAAAUACGGAAUUUAAAAACAAAAAUAUAUAUACAUUACAUAUGUACAUACAUGUAUACACUUAUUUAUAAAAUUCAUGUGCAUUUAUAGAGGGUCAUUCUAAACGCAAAUUAUUCGAAUUUCAUUUUGCACAAAAUAUUUUUUCUUAUUCAUAAACUUUUCUUAACAAAAUUAUUUUGUAUAUGUAGAUUAAAUAAUAAAAAAGUUUUAUUGUGAAAAGUGCAAUUUUUUUAAAUAAAUAAACUUUAUUGUUAAAUGAGUAAAAACAAAAUUUUAUAAAAUUAUUAAAAAAUUUUAAAAAAUCAAUGAUUAAUGUUAUACGUAUAAUUAAUUACAAUUAUACCACUUUAAUGUGGAUGUCUCUAAAUUCUUUGUUUUUUUUUUAUAAGUAAAAGUGCAAUUUUAAAAAAUCUAUGUUUUUUUUAUUAUAACUUUAAUAUUUAUUUAGAAAAGUUUUGUAAUAAACAUACUACAUACUACAUACAUAUAUAGAGGAAAAUAUAUUUUCGCUGUUAAAGAUGGGAAACGUUUUGUGCAAAAAUCGUGCAAAUCGAUCUGGUAAUAAUAACACAUCUAAUGGAAAAAAUCCUGUUGAUCGGGUUAUUGGAGAAUGUAUGCAGAUUUGUCCAAAUGGAAUCAGAAAGAAGAAGCAUUUUUGGGAAAAGCAAGUAUUUGAAACAGCACCACCAUCCGAACCAUUACAAGAACAACCAAAAUCUCAACAAAAAAAUGGUUGGCAAAAUGCAAGUUUAACAGUUCCAGAUCAUCCAGUUGCUCCACCAAGAAAGAAAAGAACAUUACAAAGGAAUACUGAUCCAUCUGAAAAAAAUGCUUUUGAAGAAAUUAAUUUGAAUGGAGAAAUACCAGAAAAAUAUAACGAAAGGUCUGUUGAUCGAGAAGAAUACAACGAAAGAUCUGUGGAUCCACCAGAACCAUUAACAACAACGACAUCAACUAACGUUAAAACUAAUCAAUUGAGUCUAACUAAUAGUACUAAAAAUGAUGUGCCACAAAAAGUAACAAGAACAGUAUCAAAAGUCGGUAAUAAAAAGUCUGACAAAUUUUUUGGUGAAAGUUUAUCAGAUUUAUCGAAUGAUUACGAAAAUGAUAAAAAAUUGGAAACAACAACAACUACUACAACAACAGUAACAAAAACUGAAUCGACAAAAAAUGACAAUGAUCAAAUUCAAAAAUCUGAAAGUCAAAAUAAAAAAAUUGAAGAAAAUUUUACUAAAAAUAAAAAUAAUGAGGAAAUUAAAUUAAAAACACAAAAUUCAACUGAUAAAAUUGUUCAAGAAAAAGAUUCAAUUUCUGCUGAAUUAGCUAGAGAAUCAGUUAUAGAUUUAGUUGAAGAUAUAGAAGAAGAAUUAAAUAGAAAAAUUACUAAAGAGCGUGGAAAUUUAUUGUUUGCAAUUGAAAAACAUUUAAAAGAAGAAAAACCAACAGAAGAUGACUUAGAACGUUUUAAAGAUGAAAAACCGUGUGUCGAAGAAGUCAUUGUACCAGUAAGACGUUUAGUUAAACGUCAUAUAUGUGACGAUGAUGAUAAAAUUAAGGAGUUUAUUGGAGAUAAUCCAACAAGAAAACAACAAUCUCAAUCACAACUCGAAAAUGAUAUUGAGAAUCAAAAAAAUUCAUUAGAUCCAAAUGCACCUAAGAAACCACAAAGGGAUUUUGCUAAAUAUAGAAAAUCAUUAAAUGGUGAUGAAUUCGAUAUUAGUCAAAUUAUUGAAGCAGUUAAUCUAAAUGAAGAAGAUAAAUCAAAAGAAAAGAAAAUAGAAAGUUCAACUCAAACUACUGGUAAAAUAGCAGUUCGUGAAAAAGCUCAUCAUGCAAAACAAGAAGCUGAAAAUAUUUCUAAAAAUGUUAAAUUAUUAUUGGAUAAUUCCAUUAAUAAAGAACAAAUAAAUAGUCAUAAUAAAAUAACACAAGAAACAUCUAAAUCACCAAUUCCAAUUGUAGAAAAAACAUCAUCCACAAAUGUUAAAGCUGAAAUGAAAAAUUUCUUAGAUAAUAUUGGUAAACUUAAAGCUGAAAUUAAUAAAAAUGCAGAAAAACAAAAUGAUGAAAUUGAAAAUGUGGCAAAAGAUUUAGUAGAUAAUGUACUUGAUACAGCACAAGAUUGUAUUAAAUCGGGUAAACUACAAUCAGAAUUCAAUUCAUCUGAUAAUGUAGAAGAUACUGUAAAAAUAAAAAAUCAAAAGAAUGAACUUUAUAAAUUAAAUGAUAAAAUACAAAAUAAAGAAAAAAUUGAAACCAACAAUAGUCAGAAUGUUAAAUUUGAAAUUGAACCACAAACAAAAAUGGAAGAAGUUGUUAAAAAAGAUUAUCUUCAAGAAAUCAUUACUGCUCCAAUUCUAAAAUUAUCCGAUAAAACAACAGCUGCAUUAAAAGAAGCCCAGGCUUUAAAAGAAGAACUCAAUUCCUCAAUGCUAAUUGAAUCAAACAUUUUAAAACAUACUGAUAAACCUUCCAACAUUUUAUCUGAAAAUUUAGAAAAUGAUACAUCAGAAGUUCGGAACGAAGUACAAUAUAUAGAAGAUGAAAAAAAUCAUGAAAAACAUUUAAAAAAAGAAAAAUCUGUUGAAGAUUGUAUAGAUUGUAUGAAAAAUGAUGCUUCGGAAAUUAUCAAAGAAGUUGUGGAAUAUGCUGAGCAAGUGGUUAACGAUCCAAAUAUUCUAAAAGAAAAUAUAAAAAAUAAUUUUUCAACAGAAAACGCAACAAACAGAAAUUUAGAUGAAAAUGAAAAAAUUAAAAAAUUGAUGAAAAAGCCUUCAAUAACUUUAUUUGAAGAAAACGGUACAGAAAAUUUUAUUAUCGAAUUGAAAAAAGAAGCAACUCAAACGGUCAAAGAUGUAUGUGAAUAUGCGCAAAAGACAAUUAAUAAGAAUUCAGAUGAACCAUUUCAAUUAGCUCCAAAAAAUGAUAAAAAUAUAAAUGGAGUUAAUCUGGAAACUGAAGAAAUUUCACGAGAAUUCGAAACUAAUUUAUCAGCAAUAAAAACUCCUCAAAAGAAUAGUUUAAAUAUUCGACCAAAUAGAAUUUCAGAAAUAACACCUCCAACUCAACUACAACAACAUGUAUAUAGACGAGCGUUUAGUACUCAAUCGGUUGAAAAUGAUGCAGAAGAAAAUCAAGAAUCAAAUAAUGAUAAAGUUUUUAAUGAAAUAUUUUCAGCAGUUCAAGUUGCCCAAGAAAAAUCAAAAUCAACGGAUAACAUAUUAGAAAACGAUAAAAUAAAUCAUGGACUACCCCCAAGGCCAUCCAGAAACUCUGAAAUCAAUAAACCAAGUUUAAUAAACUCUGAAAAAAUUUUACGUCGCUGCUUAAGCACUCAAUCAUAUCUAACCCCCAACUUAAUUGAAAAAAUUGCAUUACAAGCUAAUAUUUUAUCGAUGCCAGACCCAGAAGAUAUGGGAACAAACGAUGGAAGCUCUUUGGUUUCACCAAAUUAUCGUCUUGAUUCAAAAAGGUCUGUUAUAAAUUCACAAUCAUCUUUGAACAGUGAAAAGUCAACUGAUUCUGAUAUAAAAAAUAUGAAAAGUACUCCUGUUCCACCAUUGCCACCGAAAAAACCAGUUAAAGAAGAAAUUAAUAGAGUAAUGAAUGAGGAAAACAAAUUUUUAAUUGCACCACAAAUUAAUCAAAAAAGUACUAAAAUGGAAAUAUCAACAUUACCUUUACAAACAAAGGAACAAAAAAUCACUGCUCCUGCAAUUGUUGUAAGAUCACCAAUAACAACAAGAUCACCUAGUCCAGCAAGGCCAUCAAGAAUUCCUGAAUUGCCAAAAAGUAAAUUAACUAAGAGAUUAAGUCGUUCCACAUCAAAGCAAUCUAAUCCAGAUUUAACAGACAUUAAAAAAUCUCAAGAGUUAUCUGAAACCUUGAAAAAAUUUUUAAAUGAAAAAGAUUUAAAACCACAAGAAAUUUUAGAUUUAAUUGAAUUUGAAUUUGGUGACGAUAUGUUUUUUGAACUUCUAUCAGACAAUGAUAAGAAAAUUAUUAACGAACUUAAAAAAUCGGUUCAAAAACAACAAAUACAAAAAUCGUCACCACCACCUUCAUAUAAUGCUAAACCACCGCAAAAAUCACCCCCAUCAAGAUCUGCCUCACGAGAACAACUUAUUAGACAAAACUCUCAAAGUAGUGAUUCAUCAUCUUCAAAAAAAUCACCAGAUCGUUUAAAAUCAUCAAGAAUCCCAAUUCUUAAAAAUAAUAAAAUAAAUGAAUUACAAAAUAAUAAUUCAGAAUUUCGUCGCCAUAGUAUUGAUGAUUUAGAUUCAUGGUUUAAUCCAAUAAAAAAUAAUUUAUCUCGAAAACGUGAUAAUAGUUUGCAAUAUGAUUACAAUUUCGAUGAAAAUUCAAUGAACUCUUCGUUAACUGAACAAAAUAUUGCCAUAAAACAAUUUUUAGAUAAAAAAACUAAAUCUUCUAAUGAUUUAAGCAAAUCUUCAAUUCCAUAUAAAAUGACCGCGAUAAAUUUUGACCAGCCUCAACAAAAUGAACAAUUUAUUGAACAGAAUGAUCAUUCCGCUUUAUUAAAAUAUUUAGAAAAUAAAAACUAGAAUUAAUUAUAUUAAUUUUAAUAAUUGUUUGCAAAAAAAAAAAAAAAACACUAUAAUAAUGUUAAUAAGAAAUAUUAAAAUUUUUUUUUUUAUGUAAAAAUGUUAAAUUUGUUACAUAAUAUAUAACUAAAAUACUUAAUAAAAACGUAAUUAUAUAGAAUAAAAUUAUUUUAGAAACAUAUAUCUACAUGGUAUAUAAAAUGUAGGAAAAUAUAUGUAAGAGUUUUGUUAAAUUAAUUAAAAUUGUUAAAUUUAGUAAAAUAAUCUUUAAUUUCAAGGUGCUUAAAU